Xylona heveae TC161 is the source of this 751-nucleotide messenger RNA. Its product is annotated as ankyrin repeat protein. The annotation marks the transcript as partial. The record is from RefSeq and is a predicted model, not a curated record. The transcript is spliced from 3 exons. Gene Ontology annotation, molecular function: protein binding. Lineage: Eukaryota; Fungi; Ascomycota; Xylonomycetes; Xylonales; Xylonaceae.
GAAUAACAAGCAGGUCGAUUAAAGGUUUCGAUAUAAGCUGCAACGGGAAAAGAGUUUAACCAUGAGGUCCCUCCCGGUUGAAAUUUUACAUAUUGUUGCCAGUUUUUGUGAUAAAAAUGAAUUACUCCAACUUCGACGGGUCUCUCGGAAGCUCGACGAAAUAUGCCUCUCAUUUCUUUACAAUUUUCUGGUCUAAGAUAUUCUCCUUGGACGCUGUUUCCACCUCCACCGGGCUGUUCAGAUCUGUCUCGAAAUCGCCAUAGAGCGAUUGAUCAAGUGGGGAGGACCCGUGAUGCAGCUUGAUUCCAUUGGGGAGACGGCUUUGCAUAUUGCCGCGCGAAACAACUGCGUCCUUGGCGCUCGAAGACUGCUGUUGGCUCAAGCGGAUGUCAAUGCACAAACAAAUCACGGUUGGACUCCGUUGCAGCUAGCAGCGAGGCAUGGACAUAGCGCGAUGGUCUCUGUCCUGCUCCAUCAUGGUGCGAAUUGUCAUUUGCACGGCUUUCAUGGAUACACGGCGAUGCAUUAUGCUGCUCGCUCGGGGCAUCACACGGUGGUGAAACAGCUGAUUGAGUCUGGGGCUUGUGCUGAAGCACUUGAUAAUGAUAAAAAGACGCCGGUAGAUGAGGCCUGGCGAUUUCAAUACCAAAAUACUUUGGAGAUUCUUUUGCGUAACGUUAGUAAAUAGCAUUAUAACUUCACUUUCGCCAAUAAAUGGUUCUCUGAUGUUUUGCUCUUUUCUCUGGCUCUG